AUGAGCACCAGAAAUGGACCUGCUUUACAGAUACACGAAAUUGGCGUGGGAUGUAUUUUGUGGCUCCCACCUUUCAAUGACACUAAUGGAGAUUUACGACCCCUUUGUCAACGUCACACUGGUAUGCGGCACUUAAUGGAUAUCAAUGCAUUUGAUCACCCAGCGGUUGUUCUCAACAUUCACAAUCGAUAUGGCCCAGAUCCUUCUAUUCAUUUCAUCACAGUAAGUCUUUCAAGCAAGAAAACACUUCGGACCACUAAUGAAGAUUCCUUGGUUAAAUUUGUGCUCAGCUUGUCAAGAUUUGAUGCGUACAAUUGGGGACAAACAAGACCUAGUGAUUACCGACUUACUCACCGAUCGUAUCUAUAUUUGAUGGAAAGAUUGGGGCUUCAUGCUGAUACUUUUCAUCCUAUAUCGCGUAUCAAUAAUGGGUUGCUACAAGCACCAUCACCAGCUCCACCGCCACCUACUCAACAACUACAAACCGUGAACCGGCAUCGUGAGAACAAUCCCUAUGCUUACCUAGAGCCAGACGAAUGCUGUCCAUGA
Botrytis deweyae is the source of this 549-nucleotide messenger RNA. RefSeq lists its product as uncharacterized. The coding region runs from base 1 to 549 and encodes 182 amino acids. Lineage: Eukaryota; Fungi; Ascomycota; Leotiomycetes; Helotiales; Sclerotiniaceae. The record is from RefSeq and is a predicted model, not a curated record. The transcript is spliced from 3 exons.